GCUAUACCUUGAUUGCAAUCACAUAAAAAAUAGGAUACUAAUUUCAUCAGUAUUACCCCACUCCAGAUUUCUCCCCUCAAAAAAUCUCCUACAUGAUUUUUUUUCAUUUAAAUAUAUCUCCUUUCCCUCUCAUAUAGGUUUGCAUCACGUAUUAUAUUUACAUAGCAUUACUUACACCCCAACAAACUGUGCUCCUCACAUUACCACCCAUAAAAUAUUUCAUCUGUAACUUAAGAAACUCCAAAAGAAGAAAACAUAGCAGUUAUGGAGGAUGCUAAACAAGGCCAAAAAUCCCAUGUUCUUGUCGUUCCAUUUCCAGCACAAGGCCACAUCAAUCCAAUGCUACAAUUCUCCAAACGCUUGGCCUUUAAAGGCAUCAAACCCACCUUAACCCCAACUGUUUACAUUGCUAAAUCCAUGCAGACCACCACUAUCCCAACACACUAUGGUCCACCCAUCCAAAUACGCCCGAUUUCCGAUGGCUACGACGAUGGUGGUUUUAGCCAGGCUGAGUCCACCAAGGCUUACUUGGAUAACCUCCGAACGAACGGCUCAAAAACACUGGCUCAACUCAUUCAGAAGCUAACUGAGGAAGGGGAUUCAGUAAAGGCUGUCAUCUAUGAUGGCUUCUUGCCUUGGGUUUUAGAUGUAGCUAAACAGUUUGGGCUUGUUGGAGUGGUGUUUUUCACUCAGUCUUGUUCAGUAAAUAGCAUAUACUACCAUGUCCAACGUGGGCUGAUCCAGCUACCACUUUUGGGGCCUGGUCCAAGCACAGUCUCUGUUCCUGGGGUUCCGGAGCUCCAGCUGUGGGAGGUUCCGUCGUUCGUGGGACAAUACGGGUCGUACCCGUUUUGGUUUGAUGUGGUGUUGGAGCAAUUCUCUAACAUUGAUCAAGUGGACUGGGUCUUGUGCAAUAUCUUCUAUGAGAUGGAGAAAGAGGUGAGUGAUUGGAUGGCUAAAAUGUGGAAAGUAAGAACCAUAGGACCAACAGUACCAUCAUAUUACCUUGACAAAAGACUAGAAGAUGAUAGAGAUUACAGCCUCCAACUCUUGAAGCCAAACACAGCCUUAUGCAAGAACUGGCUAGACACCAAGACAAAAGAGUCCGUCAUCUACGUCUCAUUCGGAAGCAUGGCCGAUUUAUCCGAACAACAGUUCGAAGAACUAGCAUGGGGUUUAAAAAAUAGUCACAAAAGUUUCUUGUGGGUGGUCAGAGAAUCAGAGCAAGCUAAACUACCAAAGGGGUUCGUAGAGGAAGCUUCUGGACAGGGCCUAGUGGUAGGCUGGGCAUCGCAGCUGGAAGUAUUGGCCCACGAGGCAACAGGUUGCUUCGUGACACACUGUGGAUUCAACUCGGUCCUCGAAGCCCUGUGUCUCGGAGUGCCGGUAGUGGGAGUCCCACAGUGGACAGACCAAGGGACUAAUGCCAAGUUUGUGGAGGAUGUUUGGGGAGUUGGGAUUAGAGCCAAGGUAGAUGAGAAGGGGAUUGUAAGAAGAAAGGAAGUUGAGGAAUGUAUAAGGAAAGUUAUGGAAGGGGAGAAAAAGGAAGAACUUGGGAAGAAUGUGGCCAAAUGGAAGAAGUUGGCUAAAGAAGCAAUGGAUGAAGGUGGAAAUUCUGAUGAAAACAUUGAUGAGUUUGUGGCUUAUCUAGUCGGAUGUUAAAGAGGGUUAAUCAGAUCAAAAUCAUUAUGUAAUGCUUUGCUUUACAGAAGUGUCUCUUUCUUGUUACUACUUGCUCAGUUCAAUAUACUACAUUAUGCCACAUUUGACUGUUGCAAUGAAAACAACCAUCUUAUAUCA
Molecule: messenger RNA, 1800 nt
Organism: Beta vulgaris subsp. vulgaris (sugar beet)
Lineage: Eukaryota; Viridiplantae; Streptophyta; Magnoliopsida; Caryophyllales; Amaranthaceae
Product: UDP-glycosyltransferase 74G1
Exons: 2
Coding region: 265-1662 (465 amino acids)
Molecular function (GO): UDP-glycosyltransferase activity
Source: RefSeq, a predicted model, not a curated record